Molecule: messenger RNA, 1395 nt
Organism: Onthophagus taurus
Lineage: Eukaryota; Metazoa; Arthropoda; Insecta; Coleoptera; Scarabaeidae
Gene: Msh
Product: muscle segment homeodomain protein
Biological process (GO): regulation of transcription by RNA polymerase II; embryonic morphogenesis
Cellular component (GO): nucleus
Molecular function (GO): DNA-binding transcription factor activity, RNA polymerase II-specific; RNA polymerase II transcription regulatory region sequence-specific DNA binding
Source: RefSeq, a predicted model, not a curated record
GGCACACUGCUGGAUGCUCAGUCUACGAUCGCGAGUCUUGUUGAGAGCAAGUCUACCUACUACCACUUUUAAAGAGAAAGUGACAAAAUACUUUACAAAAAUAAAACAUAAAACUAAAAUAAAAAAAAUUUGGAGUGGAUCUUUAAAGUUUUGUGAUUAAAAAACUUUGAUCAAGUGAUUGUUAUCAUAUUUUUGUGAUGGAGGAUCAAACUAAAUCUGAAGUAAACUUAACGAACUGUAAAACGAAGAUUUCGUUCAGUGUUGAAUCGUUGUUAUCUUCGACGCGGACUGCAAGUUCUCCGUCGCCGAAAUGUGAGGAGAAAGAUCAGAGUUUUGAAGAGGAUCAAAGCGAACUUCUUUCUGAUCGAUUAAAACCACCAUCUGAACAUAGUUUAUACGAUGAUGAUAGUGACGAAAAUAUUACGGUGGACGAAGACGACGACCUUGAAAGUAGAGAAAGUUUGAGUCCUAAUUCUCAUACGGUGGUUGUUCCUCAACCUUUACAUCCAUCAGUACCAAGAUUGUUAAACCAGGCGCCUCCACCACAUUGGGUUUUUCCUUGGCAAGCUCAUGGAAUUUUAAGAUCUAAUUCACCACAAACAAGUAUAGCUAACAUUACCCAAAACACCGGUCCACCAAUAGUUAGAUGCGCUCUUAGGAAACACAAACCAAAUAGAAAACCAAGAACCCCCUUCACAACUCAACAACUUCUCGCUUUAGAAAAGAAAUUUAGAGAUAAACAGUAUUUGAGUAUAGCGGAGAGGGCGGAAUUUUCAAGUUCUUUAAGAUUAACAGAAACACAGGUUAAGAUUUGGUUUCAAAACCGUCGGGCGAAAGCUAAGCGACUACAAGAAGCAGAAUUGGAAAAGUUAAGGUUAUCCGCACGACCUCCUCUGUUACCUGCGACCUUUGGCCUAUUUCCUGGAACGCCAAACCUCUUCCCGCACUUUCUCAAUGCCACAAUGGCUCAUCGACCGCCGCAAUUCAACUUUGCGAAUCAUGGUCCAAUACUAAAUAUCCCUCAGUGAUAAAAUCCAAUGAAAAAAAAGUUAAAGUUAACUCUAUGUGUCAUAAAAGAAAACCUUUCUUUAUUCUCUUUGUUAAUUUUUGAAUUAAUUUCGAAACUUUUUUUAUUUUCUCCUUUCAUCUACUGUAAUAUUUAUGAUUAAAAAGGGGCAAUUCUAAUGUUUAGAUAUUGUUUUUUUUUCUGUUUUGUUAAUUUGUACAUAAACGUAUAUCUCUGUAUAAGACUGAUUAAUAAUUUUUUUAGUUGACGAAAAAUUGUAAAUACUUGUAUAAAAUGUAUAUUAAAAAUGUUUUAUUAUUGUUUAAAUUUGUAAAUAAGAUUUAUUUAAAAUAUCUAUAAUGAAUAGAAUAAACGAAUUCGUAAUAGUA